Sorex araneus (European shrew) is the source of this 1582-nucleotide messenger RNA. RefSeq names its product lipopolysaccharide-binding protein-like. Gene Ontology annotation, molecular function: lipopolysaccharide binding. The coding region runs from base 16 to 1407 and encodes 463 amino acids. Gene Ontology annotation, biological process: lipopolysaccharide-mediated signaling pathway; innate immune response; acute-phase response. The transcript is spliced from 15 exons. NCBI's taxonomy places the organism in Eukaryota, Metazoa, Chordata, Mammalia, Eulipotyphla, Soricidae. The record is from RefSeq and is a predicted model, not a curated record.
UUCACUGGGAGCAGGAUGGAGGUCUUGCUGCUCCUGGCAUUGAUGUUUGCGGCCAGUCCACGAGCACUGGGUGACAGCCCCGGCCUGGCGGCCAGGAUCACCAACCAGGGCCUGGAGUACGUGGCUGAGAAGGGGCUGGAGGCUCUGCAGAGGAAACUGCACACAAUCGCGCUGCCCGACAUCUCCGGGAAGUUCAAGAGGAGAGGACACUAUGAAAUCCGCAGCCUGAGCGUCCAGAGCUGUGAGCUGGGCCACUUUGCCCUCGCGCCCCUCCCCGGCCAGGGCCUGAGCGUGUCCGUCGCCGACUCCUUCUUCAAGGUCCAUGGCAAGUGGAAGAUACGCAUGAGCUUCGUGGCUCACCAGCGCGGCCACAAGGUGGACAGAAGGACCCGCAGCCCAGAGGGGAGGGCAGGGCCCGAGUCCUGGCUCUGGACCAUCUCUUGCCCAAUGGACGGCGAGCGGUCCAAGCUCCGAAGAGAGAUGGAGAGCAAGAUUUGCGAAAUGGUCCAGCACUCAGUGACCUCUGAUCUACAGCCUUAUCUCCAAACUCUGCCAGUCACAGCAGAAAUUGACAGUUUUGCCAGUAUCGAUUACAGCCUAAUGGAGGCACCUCGGGCCACAGACCGGUCUCUGGAUGUGAUGUUUAAGGGGGAGUUUUUCAACCCUGGUCACCACACCCCAGUUCCCUUCUCUGCUCCUGCCAUGAGCUUUCCUGAGGAGUACGACCGGAUGGUCUACUUCACCAUCUCUGAUUACGUCUUCAACACCGCCAGCCUGGUGUACCAUCAGGCCGGCUACCUGAACUUCACCAUCACGGACGACAAGAUUCCUCCGAACUCGACCAUCAGGCUGAACACCCAGUCCUUCCGUGCGUUUGCCCCUCAGUUAGCCAGGAAGUACCCCAACAUGAAUAUGGAACUCCAGGGGUCCUUGGCCUCUGCCCCGUUCCUGACCAUCAGUCCUGGGAACCUGUCUUUGGCACCGCAGAUAGAGAUUGAAGCUUUCGUGCUACAGCCCAGCUCUGUCAAGGAGCCUGUCUUCCGGCUUGCUGUGGCCACUAAUAUCUCCGCCGUGUUGACCAUCAAUAACAACAUCACUGGGUUCCUGAAGCCAGGAAAAAUACAACUGGAGCUGAAAGAAUCCAGUGUCGGAGUAUUUAAUGUGGAGUUUCUGGAAGCGCUGCUCAACUACUACAUCCUCAACACCCUCUACCCCAUGGUCAACGAGAAGCUGGCGGAAGGCUUCCCCCUCCCUCUGCCAAGCAGCAUUCAGCUUGAUGACCUUGUUCUUCAGACCCACAAGGACUUCCUGUCCUUGGGCGCCAACGUCCAGUACUUGAAGACUGAGGCCGAGGAGGCAGCGGGCAGUUUGGAAGCCACCGCUGGAUCAGCAAGUUGCAUUUCUUGAUGCGCCGCCGGGUCCCAGAGGUUUGGGGUGGAGGAAGACAGCUUUGCUCUGUGCUGUGCCCUGCCUGCCCCUCUUGCGGCUGGCACAAGCACCCCCUCUCACUUGGACUUCACACUCUCUGUACCCCACUGGCCUGUAAUAGCUUUGGGGGGGGGGUGCACCAUAUAUUCUUAUU